UUGAAGUGUUGUGCCCUUGAGGCCACAUAACAAAUUGAGCGCCUUAAUUUUUUAAAAAAGGUGAAAUCUGUAUAACCAUACCUCGGAGGUGUGACCUAAACAUCGCCUUUCCCAUGAUCAAGUUUUUUUUAAACUUAAAGUUUCCAAAUAAGUGUUCAGAAUAUUUGUGUAUCUCAUUAUUACAACACACGUCCAUGGAUUCUACCUUGUUGAGAGCAAAAGAUUCGUCUUCCCACCUUAGCAAAUCAGGCGAUCCUUCUUGCGGUGCUAUCGUUAAUUCUAAGCUGUCAGUUACAAACGCCAAUCAUUUGAAGUUUACUCGCCCCGCAAGGCCCGUGCAAGUCCACAAGUCAAACAGCGUUAUCUAUAGCUCUAAAUAUCCUGACGGAAAAACAUUUGAUAAUACAAGCGAUAGUGAUGACAACAUCUGCUCAUACUGUAAUGUUGGCGUAGUGGAGAACAAUUUUACUUUCGCCGGAGUUCUGCUGUGCGUCAUUUGCUUUCCUUUCGGUUUCGCGUGGCUCUUUUGCAUGAUGGAAUCGCAAUGCCCUCACUGCGGGAAAAUUUAUCUGUGAAAUACUCCCGCAGGAAAAUUUCUCUCUUUUCUCUCAUUAGAGCUUCUUUUGACUGAACAUUUGUGAAUGUGAAUUAUGUGAUGCAUGUUUGAAAAUCUUUACCUGAUAACUAUUUAAUCAAGUGUAAUUUUAGGAAAUGAUAAAGGUUGAUUCAAAAUAAUUGAUUUUGACUUAUUAAUACAGUGGAAAUGCUGUAAAUUGAAUAGAUACUACACAGAAACGUCUCACGUGUCACUGCCAACAAAUUACGGCGGACGGUAUCAAACAAAUGUCCGAUAAAAGAAAUGCGCACAGUACGAAAAUAAAGUUUAUCAGUUGAUCGCAAUAGAUCACGAAGGAAUAAGGUUCGACAACGUUUAACGAAAAUAAGCCAUAUGCUCAAGUCUAUCAUAAAAUGACCUUUUCAAUUUCCAUAGCAACAAAAAGAUAAGGCCUAAGAAGGGAGUUAACGAUGUUAACUUAUAAAGUAUAUAUCUCGUUCUGUAACUUGUUUCAGUAUUCUUGCUCUUAUUUCAACUGAAUAUUGAAUUCCUGGACAGUAGGAAAGUAGUAGCCUAAGCAAUGGAACACGGAAAAGAAAAUCCCCCGUCAUACUCACAAGCACCAUAUCCGGCAGCCCCAGCACAGUAUCCGCCAGCCCCUCCGCACCCAUCGAAUGCCCAUACAUAUCCCCCGAAUUACAGCGGUCAAACUGUUAUUCAAGUUGAAGCUCAACCGCAGCAAGUGGUCAUCGUCGGAGGCUGUCCAAAAUGCAGAGUUGGUGUUUUGGAAGAUAAAUUCACUCUUUGCGGAUGGUGCUGUUGCUUCUGGUUAUUCCCACUCGGUCUAAUUUGUUUGUUCAGCAUGAGGCAAAAGAGAUGCAUCAAUUGCCAUCAAAGAUAUUGAGCUUGGCAAAAAAAACCGUACGACUGACACUGAAUAGCGUCCGCUACUACGUUACGUUUCGACGGAAGAAACAACAAGCUUAACUUGGAUCUAUUUCCCAUUUCCUUGGUUGAGCGAACUUGUCAAUUUAAUCGAAAAUAAACAAUUUCAAAUUACAA
Daphnia pulex (common water flea) is the source of this 1618-nucleotide messenger RNA. Its product is annotated as brain protein I3-like. The record is from RefSeq and is a predicted model, not a curated record. The transcript is spliced from 7 exons. The coding region runs from base 1137 to 1460 and encodes 107 amino acids. Lineage: Eukaryota; Metazoa; Arthropoda; Branchiopoda; Diplostraca; Daphniidae.